ACCAAUUUCAACACAAAAUUCAAAGGAUUUCCAAGAACAUUUCACUAUAAAAGAAAAGAAGGGUUCCUUCUGUUUAAUACACAUCUCAAUUCUCACAGACCGUCCCGUUUCGAAUAUAUCAAUGGCAGAAGCAACAAAGAGGUAUGCAGUUGUUACUGGAGCAAACAAAGGUAUAGGAUUGGAAACUGUAAGGCAGUUGGCCUCAAAUGGGUUCACCGUAGUCUUAACUGCCCGAGAUGAGAAGAGGGGUCUUGAAGCUGUUGAGAAACUCAAAGAGUCUGGCCUCUCAGGUCAAGUGGUUUUUCAUCAACUUGAUGUGGCUAACCCUGCUACUGUUGCUUCUUUGGCAGACUUCAUCAAAACCCAGUUUGGGAAACUCGAUAUCUUGGUGAACAAUGCAGGGAUUUAUGGAAGCAUAUUAGACGGUGAUGCUUUUAAAGCUGUUAUAGCCUCUGGUGCCAUGGAAAGAGGAGAAGUUGAUUUGAGUAAACUAGUGACUGAAACUUAUGAGUUUGCAGAAGAAUGCUUGCAAAUAAACUAUUAUGGUGCUAAAAGAACAGCUGAAGCACUUAUCCCACUCCUCCAGUUAUCUGACUCACCGAGAAUUGUUAAUGUUUCGUCUGGUGCGGGGAAGUUAAACAACAUACCAAGCGAUUGGGCUAAAGGAGUUUUUACUGAUGCUGAAAACCUAACAGAAGAGAGAGUAGAUGAGGUACUGACUGAGUUUCUAAAAGAUUUCAAGGAGGGUUCACUUGAAAGUAAGGGCUGGCCUUCUUCUAUGCCUGCCUAUACAGUCUCAAAAGCAGCACUGAACGCAUAUACAAGGAUUCUAGCAAAGAAGUACCUCAAUUUUCGUAUCAAUUCGGUCUGCCCUGGCUUUGUCAAAACAGAUAUAAACUGCAAUGUCGGCGUCUUGCCUGUCGAAGAAGGUGGUGCCAGGAUUGUGAAGUUAGCAUUGCUGCCCAAUGAUGGCCCUACUGGCUCCUUCUUUGUUCACAAUGAAGUGUCAGAUCUUUGAUUGAAGAUGAUCCAUUAUGCAAAUUUAAUAGGAGUCACUUAUUGGGCAACAUCUCGUACUGUAAUGUAAUUUUAAGUAUUUUGGUAUGUAUAUUGAUUGAAGGAUCUAGUGCAUUGUUUACAUUUCUACCAUCCAUCUGUUAAUGUGCAAAAAUGGUAAACUGAUUUAGUAUGUAAUUGCUGGUUUAGUGUUAUACUUAGCUCAUAGGCUAAGCUGUCUAUAAUAGUCAAAACGGUUUGUUAAGUCUCAUAGGACUCGACUGGACAGGUGUCAUAAUCUUACUAAUAGUGUAGUUGGAUGGUUGAGAUUGAAGCUAGGAUUUGUCUAGCUCUCUCUCUCUCUCUCUUCUAACAGUAAUAUGAGCUGUGAGUGAAACAGCUCGAUAUACCCAACGAAAUACAAAAAGUUUUACAGAGCAUUUUAUUUCCUUCA
Molecule: messenger RNA, 1450 nt
Organism: Prunus dulcis (almond)
Lineage: Eukaryota; Viridiplantae; Streptophyta; Magnoliopsida; Rosales; Rosaceae
Product: (+)-neomenthol dehydrogenase-like
Exons: 4
Coding region: 122-1018 (298 amino acids)
Cellular component (GO): membrane
Molecular function (GO): oxidoreductase activity, acting on the CH-OH group of donors, NAD or NADP as acceptor
Source: RefSeq, a predicted model, not a curated record